Xenia sp. Carnegie-2017 is the source of this 1598-nucleotide messenger RNA. RefSeq names its product 9,11-endoperoxide prostaglandin H2 reductase-like. Bases 148 to 1098 code for a protein of 316 amino acids. Gene Ontology annotation, molecular function: oxidoreductase activity. NCBI's taxonomy places the organism in Eukaryota, Metazoa, Cnidaria, Anthozoa, Malacalcyonacea, Xeniidae. The transcript has 3 exons. The record is from RefSeq and is a predicted model, not a curated record.
GAAGCUUUGUUUUAAAAUUAUUUGAGCAUAUUGUUCAAGUCAUUACUUCGAUCAUGGAGCCGUCUCUGGGAUGCUAUUUAAAAUUUGUUCAAUUGAUCUAUAAACGUUCAAAUACAUCUCGGGCAUAAGAUAACUACUGUAUGAGAAAUGCACGGCAAUUCACGACUGCUUUACUAUUUUCUCGUAUUCAAUUCAACCUGUCUUUGUUACACGUCAAGUGAUCAAUGUAGUAACGAAAUCAACUGUGGCAGCUCCCAGGCAACUUUUCAAAAUUAUGAGAGAAGGAUUUUACUUAAUGAUGGAAAUUACAUACCAACGUUUGGACUGGGAGUUUGGAAAAUUCCAAAAGGCCAUGAAACGUUUAAUGCUGUUACAUGGGCAUUGAAAGCUGGCUACAAGCAAAUAGACACCGCAGCCAGAUAUGGCAAUGAAGAAAGUGUUGGUGAGGCAUUAAAGAAUUCUGGUUUACCACGAGAAGAUAUUUAUGUAACCACAAAGCUUUAUGACGACAGCCAUGGUUACAAUGAAACAAUUGAAGCAUUUCACAAGAGCUUGAACAGACUAGGAUUAAAAUAUAUUGAUCUUUAUCUUAUCCAUUCACCUGUUAAUGGUAAGAUUUUGUCUACUUGGGAAGCAAUGGUGGAACUACAAAACAAGAAGCUUGUUAGGUCUAUCGGGGUGUCAAAUUUUGAUAUUCAUCAUUUGGUUGAGCUACACAAGCAUACAAAUGUUCGACCGGCAGUUAAUCAAAUUGAAGUACACCCAUUUUUACAAGAAAAACGUCUUGUGAAAUACUGUAAAGACAAUGGUAUUGUCAUCCAGGCAUACUCUCCUCUUGCUAGUGGUAGAAAACUAAACGAACCGAGGCUGUUAAAAUUGGCUAAGAAGUAUAAUUCCAGUCCUGCCGUCAUCUUGAUCCAAUGGUGCUUAGAAAAAGGCUAUGUUUGCGUGGCAAAAAGCAGCAACAAGGACAGAAUUGAAGUGAAUUUAACUGCCUAUGGUUUAGUAUUGCAUGAAGAAGACAUCAACUUGUUGAAUAGCAUGGAGGAAGGAUUUCGUACUUGCCAUGAAAAAAUCAAAGAACCUUGGACAGGAUAGGAGAAAAAUCCUUGUUGGAGUCUGAUCUGCGCUGUACGUGUACACCGUACAGAGGUGUGCCUGUACAUAAAUAGAAAAAUGCAUGUUUAAUCAAUUAUGUGGUUGAAGAUGUUUAACCUUUUAAUUACCAGUUUAUAUAUUUUCAAUUAAGUUUCGUGAGCGUGCGUGCCAACGGCCUAUUACUGUUUAAAAUAAGUGGAAACCGGUUCUGAAUCGCAUUGUGAGUUUAUUAUCGCCCUGAUGCGAUUAUAUUGUCACAAACGACAGACGGCUCAACAGAUCCAGUAAAAUGCUAUGUUUAUAACAAUUCAAAGUUUCGUGGUUGAGUCCUUGGAGGAAAAUGAAAGGCAAUUGAUGAUGGAGGCGAUUACACGGAAAGUCAUCGUUCUUCGAAAAUUUUUUUCGUCGUAAUAUAACGAAAACACGAUGACUACGAGAACAGCAUGCUUUCGAUUAUUUUUCAUUCCUGUUAAAAAAAUUAAAACGACUGCUUAAACAAA